AUGGAGGGCCCAACCGGUGAUCGCAUCACCUCGCCCGUGACCCAUCGGUCGAACGACACGAGUGGCGUCUUCGAGGUGGCGCUCCAGAAUGUCUCCACGGAGCGCAAGCCUCAGUUCGAGGGUGUGGAGCUGCUGCAGUCCUUCAAAGUGCUCAUCAUCCCCUGCUACACUCUGGUGGCCCUGGUGGGCGUCGUCGGCAACUACCUGCUCCUGUACGUCAUCUGCCGCGCUCGCAAGAUGCACAACGUCACCAACUUCUUCAUCGGGAACCUGGCCUUCUCCGACAUGCUCAUGUGCGCCACGUGCAUCCCCUUCACUCUGGCCUACGCGCUCAACCCACACGGGUGGGUGUUUGGCCGCUUCAUGUGCUACCUGGUUUAUCUCAUCCAGCCGGUGACCGUGUACGUGUCAGUUUUCACCCUCACCGCCAUCGGGGUGGAUAGGUACUACGCCACAGUGCAUCCUCUGAAGAAGCGCAUUUCAGUCUUGGCAUGCACCUACUUGCUGUCCGCUAUCUGGCUGCUGUCCUGUGCUCUGGUGGCUCCUGCUGUGGCUCACACCUACCAUGUGGAGUUCCAAAACGAGGGCUUCACCAUCUGUGAGGAAUUCUGGAUGGGUCAGGAGAGGGAGCAUCUGGCCUACGCAUACAGCACUCUCUUCAUCACCUACGUGCUGCCUCUGUCUGCCCUCUGCAUCUCCUAUCUGUGUAUCUCUGUCAAACUGAGGAACUGUGUGGUUCCAGGCUACCGCACUCGGAGCCAGGCCGAGGCUCAGCGCAUGCGCAAACGCAAGACCUUCCGCCUGGUGAGCCUUGUGGUGGCCGCUUUUGGCAUUUGCUGGAUGCCCAUCAGCGUGUUCAACGUGCUGCGUGACAUUGACAUUGAUCUGAUUGAUAAGCGCUACUUCCUGCUCAUUCAGUUGCUCUGUCACCUUUGUGCUAUGAGCUCGUCCUGCUGUAAUCCUUUCCUGUACGCUUGGCUCCACGACCGCUUUCGUACAGAGCUCCGCAAAAUGAUGGUGUGCCGCCGGCGUAUCGGCAUUGCCGCCAACAACGGCGCCACCGCAAGUGUUGUGCUCUGAAAGACGCUUCAGAAAUUACUUCGGGAAAGUAAGACAAAUCACUGUGGGGACGGGACUAGGGUCCUCCAACUUUUUGGGUUUAGG
Molecule: messenger RNA, 1164 nt
Organism: Phycodurus eques (leafy seadragon)
Lineage: Eukaryota; Metazoa; Chordata; Actinopteri; Syngnathiformes; Syngnathidae
Gene: prlhr2a
Product: prolactin releasing hormone receptor 2a
Exons: 2
Coding region: 1-1080 (359 amino acids)
Biological process (GO): G protein-coupled receptor signaling pathway
Cellular component (GO): neuron projection; plasma membrane
Molecular function (GO): neuropeptide Y receptor activity; neuropeptide binding
Source: RefSeq, a predicted model, not a curated record